GCUCCCCGCAAAACCCCGUCUCCUGCCAGGACUGGUGUGUUUCACGAAGCUCAAAGAGUGAGAGAUUAAAAUGGUAGCCAGCCCAGACUCAGACGCUGUCAGCUGUCACCGGCUUUUAAACUUGCUCUUCUCUUCAGAGUAAGAGUGAAGCAUUCCACAGUUGCCACUAUGCUGAAGAGAACUAGACCAGUUACUGAUGAGAAUAUGCAGCAGGAGGUCAGGCCCCCUUUGGCGGUUGACAUCAUCGAUCAGCUCCACCGGCAGUUCGCCAUCCUCUCUGGAGGAAGAGGAAAAGACGGUGCCCCCAUAAUCACGUUCCCAGAGUUCUCUGGCUUCAACGACAUCUCAGAGGAGGACUUCCUGAAUGUGGUCACAUACCUGACCAGCAUCCCCAGUCAGGAAGCCGCUGGCGUCGGGUUCGUCAUAAUCGUAGAUCGCCGAAGGGACAAAUGGAGCAUGGUGAAGUCAUCAUUGGCCAGGAUAUCGGGGGGGUUCCCAGGAACCCUACAGCAGGUCCUGGUGCUCCGGCCCUCCCGCCUGCUCCAGAGGGCCAUCGCCGACAUCGGUAUCCGACUGCACCGCGACGACUAUAAAAUGAAGAUCAUCAUGCUUAACUCGCUUUCCGACUUGCACAGCCAUAUUGACAAAGCUCAGCUGACGUCUGACCUCGGGGGAACUUUGGAGUACUGCCACAGUCAGUGGAUUCACCAGAGAACAGCAGUCGAGAGCUUUGCAGUGACCGUGGGGACCACAGCCCAAACACUAGAGAAAUUCACUGCAGAUCUGGCUGACACCAAACUUCCUGAAGACGCACAACACGCCAAAGACCUGCUGGACGCCCAGACAGGGAAACAUGACAAGCUCAAGGAUGAACUUAAACUUGCAGUGAAACAAGGGUCAAGUCUUCUUUCCUGUAUCCAAGAACAAGCCAUCAGGAAUGCAAUCUGUAAGCUUACCCCUGAUGAGAAGGAGAACUUAACAACUAUAGAAAGGCUGCUUGCACAGCUUGAGGAGAGAGAAACCGCUUUUGAACAAAACUGGGCAAAACACCACCGGAAACUGGAGCAGUGCUUGCAGUUCAGGCGUUUCGAGCAAGAAUAUGGAGAAGUGAAAGCGUCACUGGAAAAUCUAAUGGAUAUGCAGGCUGCCAUCUCAGACUGUGGCGGCUGUGUCAGUCAAGUGGAGCAGCAGCUGAGGGAACUGAGGGCCUUAGAGGAGAAAGCUCAGGGACCCUUGGAGACGGCACAGCAGCUUGCUUUGCAUGGCGACCGGUUGAUCCAGCACGACCACUACGCCGCCGACUCCAUUCGACCCGCGUGCACCGAACUGAGGCGCAUCUGUGAUGACUUCACAAACGGGGCCAAAAGGAAGAUCGGCCUGCUCAGAAAAUCGCUUGAAAUCCUCAGACGAAUAGAUGAGGUGAACCAGUGGUGCGAGUCUGGCGUAUACCUGCUGGCCUCCCAGGCAGUGGACAAGUGUCAAUCACUGGAAGGGGCGGAGACAGCCCUGCAGGACAUCCAGCAGUUCUUAGCAUCUGCAAAGGAAGACCAGCUGACCAGUCUCAAAGACCUGAUCGACCAGUAUGAGGUCAUUCUCACGGCCGAAGUCAAGGUCAGUGUGCACAAGGCCUUGCGGAGGCUGGAGGACGUCCAGGAAAUGUUUGAGAAGCGACAGGCCAGCCUGAGAAGGCUGACCGCCAAGCAGUCUAGGCCGGUGCAGCCUGUGGCCCCUCGUCCUGAGUCUUACCCCAAGUGCUCCUCACCUCUACCAUCAAGGAGAGCUGGUACCUCGCCAAACCGAAGGGGUUCUGAGAACUCUGGUGCUCCGAAACAUCCCUGCGACGUUGACCCGGCGAAAAAGAAAAGCGUACGCAAACCAAGAGGCAGCAUUAAAAUUGAAGUAAUGCUUGAAGCCAGCCAGGGAGGAUCAAACCAUGCCCUGACGACAAAUGAGACAGAGGAAAGCCUGUUGAGCAGACGGAGGCACAUCCUGAAUGAGAUGAUUGAAACGGAGAGGUUAUACGUGGAAGAGUUGCAAAGUAUUAUGGAGGGAUACGCCGCUGAGCUGGAGAACACAGAGUUAUCCCGCCUAGUUCCAACAGCUUUGGAAAACAAAAAAGAAGUGCUUUUUGGCAACCUCUCUGAAAUCUACGAGUUCCACAACAGGACAUUUCUGAAAGAGCUUGAGAAUUGUGUUGAAAAUCCGGAAUUGGUUGGAACGUGUUUUUUGAAAAGAAAAGAAGACCUGCAGAUCUAUGCGAAGUACUGUCAGAACAAGCCUCGAUCUGAAGCUCUGUGGAGACAGUGUGGAGACAGUGCAUUCUUUCAGGAAUGCCAAAAAAAGCUGGACCACAAGCUCUCCCUGGAUGCAUACUUACUGAAACCUGUGCAAAGAAUCACCAAGUACCAGCUGAUGUUGAGGGAGAUGCUCAAGUGCAGUGAAAACACAGAAGGCACCGCGGAGCUGGAGGAGGCCCUGGCAACAGUGCUUGACAUCAUAAAGUCAGUCAACGACUCCAUGCAUCAGAUUGCCAUCACGGGGUUUGAGGGCAACCUGAACGACCUGGGCAAGCUCCUGAUGCAGGGCUCCUUCAACGUGUGGACCGACCACAAGAAGGUCCACAGCAAGGUGAAAGACCUGGCCCGCUUCAAGCCCAUGCAGAGACACCUGUUCCUCUACAGCAAGAUGCUCCUCUUCUGCAAGAGAAGGGAGGAGCCCUCGGAGGGCCACGAGAAGUCCCCCUCCUACAGCUUCAAACACUCCCUAAAGAUGAGUGCUGUUGGAAUCACAGAAAAUGUGAAGGGGGACAUGAAAAAAUUUGAAGUAUGGUAUAAUGGAAGGGAGGAAGUCUACAUUAUUCAGGCCCCCUCUAUGGAAGUGAAGAACUCGUGGGUGUCAGAGAUCCGCAAAGUGCUGACGGGACAGCUGGAGGCCUGCAGAGAGGCAAGUCAGCUGCACCAAAGGAUCAGUGAUGUUGUGUACCACACUUCUCUCAAUAAGUCCAAUUCCAGAAAUGUGACUAAAGGAGUGCUGAAGCAGUCGGACUCGUCUUGCUCGGAGCCAGGAAACACGAGGAGAAGCCCCAGCCCUCCCCAUAAACCGAGGAGAGGGUGGGGCCACAGACACCGGAGUCCAAUGGACUCUGAAGACUUUGACACUCUUCCAUCUAGCACUGAUGAGCUGUCCAACUCCUCCGACGCAGAGGAGGAGGUGAAUGACAAAAACGAAGACCAUGGCCGCUUCCUGGUUCCGCUGAUGCACGAGGCGACAAUGGUGCAGGAUGUGUCUCUGGAGCCAGGAGAUUUAGAGCAGUGUCCAGGGGAGGUGGAAAACGGGCAGUGAUAUCUUCAGCGACAUGUGCACUGCCGCUUUAACAGACACGGAGGACACGGAGAAUGACACGCUGGGGAAAAAAGCUACAGAAACCAAACUGGCUCACUGAGCUCAAGAUGCGUCUCUGUCCUCACUGUAGCCUCAUCUCCUCACAGACAGCUGUAGACUUUACAUGCUGCCUGUCAUUCUAGCGUUGCCACUACUCAGAGUGGGGGACACUACUGUAGGUGUUGUACUCUAAAUUUGGAGCCCAAAGGACUACAAGUCCCACUCGCAAGUGUAAGACACUACUGUAUCUGCUGCUGCACUCACCAGUAAUAAAGAAUUACAUGUCCCAGAAAAAGGAGUGAGAUGCGUCUGACACCAUGCUAAGGAACAAGUCACAGCCACGCAUUCAUGGACCCAAAUUUUUCUCACAUAAAUACUCAAAUUAAUACUCAACUUUGGCCUCCUAGUGCAUUUAAAAGCCACACCGCUGACUGAGGAGUAUGGAUCAUAGACUAAAGUGGGGUUUAUGCUUUUAUUAGCAGUGUUGCCAUGCCUUUGGCUUGUAUUUCUAAAAUGUCCCCUGGAGCAGAGCAGGCAUCAUUGUUGGAUAGAAGAUGGGUGGGAUAUAGCUGGCAAAAGAGAUUGGACAUAGAGAUUACUUGACCUAAUCACAAAGAGAAACAGGAGCACAGAUAUCGGGACCAGAGGAACCGGGACCAGAGGAACCAGGACCAGAGAACUGAUCUGGAGACAGACUUUAUAUGUAAAGAUGACCUGUGAGUGAUCUGUCCUACUGACCUUACUGCUAUGCCAGUAGAAAUGUCUCUAUAGCCAGUAUAUUUGUGAACAUUGUGUUGAACUCAUUUUGUGGACCAAUAAUGAACAUAAUGACACAGGAAGAAGAAAACAAAUUUCAAUUUAACGACAUCUGGGGGGUCUUUUGAGACUUUGUCUGACUUGUGACACCUUUUAAAUGACAAACUUUAUCAAAUGAAAAACAUUGUUUUUUGAAUAACAAAACUAGUAGAGCUUAUUUGUUUUUGGCAGGAGCUAGCAAUUCUACUGGCUGCCAGUCAGGACAGUGUUUACAUUAUAUUAAGAAGUCUGUAGCUAAGGCUAUUGUCAAAGUAGCCUUGAUCCAGAACAUUGUUUGACAAGUGUGAUGAAAUAUAGCCCCAGCUUGUGAAACAGCUGAGAAUUUAAAAACCGAAUUAGGGUGGCUAAGUACGUGUACACUUAGUGAUAACUUCUGCCACUUGUGACCAAGAAGCAUACUGUCAGUGUCAUUUGUUUUAUUUUCUAUUUCAGAGAAAUGAAUGUGAUUUAUAUCUUUUUAUAUGAUGAAACACGAAGCACACAUGAAGUUUUGCUUUGGACCUGUCAGGCAGCCUCCUUCUUCCCAAGACUGUUUGUCAGGGCCUGAAAAAGGAGUUUUCAAAUGAGAUGUGAUGUGUUCUAAGGGUUCAUUAAAGAAGUUUUACCAGGAGAAAUACAAGUACAGCCCAAGUAUCUUUAGUCAUAAUUGUUCAGCUGCUUCUUGCUUAUAUCAAGAUGUAUUUAAAAUAAACUUAUUUUCAAUAUUGUAAUUUAGAAACACAGCAAAAUGAAUCCUAGACUAUGUAUGCAAUUUUGUGUA
Messenger RNA from Megalops cyprinoides (Indo-Pacific tarpon), 4957 nucleotides. Its product is annotated as guanine nucleotide exchange factor DBS-like. The coding region runs from base 169 to 3342 and encodes 1057 amino acids. NCBI's taxonomy places the organism in Eukaryota, Metazoa, Chordata, Actinopteri, Elopiformes, Megalopidae. The record is from RefSeq and is a predicted model, not a curated record. Gene Ontology annotation, biological process: intracellular signal transduction. Gene Ontology annotation, cellular component: cytoplasm. The transcript has 29 exons. Gene Ontology annotation, molecular function: guanyl-nucleotide exchange factor activity.